Messenger RNA from Pyrus x bretschneideri (Chinese white pear), 720 nucleotides. RefSeq lists its product as uncharacterized. The transcript has 2 exons. The coding region runs from base 176 to 625 and encodes 149 amino acids. NCBI's taxonomy places the organism in Eukaryota, Viridiplantae, Streptophyta, Magnoliopsida, Rosales, Rosaceae. The record is from RefSeq and is a predicted model, not a curated record.
GCAGUCAAAAUAGUGAUCCAACAAACUAGUUCUGAUCCCAAAUCUUAGCCGUUUUUCUUGACCUAAACUUUUCUUUGCUCUCUCCUGUCUCAUUCUUGCAAACUCACUGAAAUCAACAUUCAAGUAUCUCUUCGUUUCCACGUACCAAGUUAACUAGUGAAAGAAAUUAGUGAAGAUGCAUAGAUCGGCAAGCUGGAGCCGGGUGGCGGAUGAGUACUUCAUGCACUCAACUUCAUCGCCGUCAGCAGGGAAGGGGCCGUCAGGGCUGCGAGUGUCUGUGUCGUUUGAUCAAGGCGGAGAUCUGCCGAUGUACGAUCCUAUAGCUGAGUUGGCCAAGAAGGAGAGGUCUCGCGUUAAGUUUGCUGAGAAUGCUGUGCAUGUCAUCCCCUUUGUGCUUCUUUUUUGUGCUUUUGUUCUUUGGUUUUUCUCUAAUCCAGAUGCAUAUGUGAGGAUUAAAACGGAUCCAAUAGCUGCAAGAAUAGAAGGGCUGACGUUGGAGGGAGAGAUUGAGAAUGAUAGUGACGGUACUCAAACAGGCGCUCUACCCUUUGUGGAUUUGGGACUAGAUUUGGACCCAACAACAACAAAACAAACCAGGGAUAGAUUGAAGAGAUUCAAACAUUAAUAAAUUAGAUAAUAUAUUAUUGCUUACAUUAAUUCUGUGGACGUUGUGAGAAUUUAAAUGAAUAAAGUGGGAAAAAAAAAGUUGAGGUUUAUAUA